Molecule: messenger RNA, 5823 nt
Organism: Monomorium pharaonis (pharaoh ant)
Lineage: Eukaryota; Metazoa; Arthropoda; Insecta; Hymenoptera; Formicidae
Gene: AGO2
Product: protein argonaute-2
Exons: 16
Coding region: 522-4601 (1359 amino acids)
Molecular function (GO): protein binding; RNA binding
Source: RefSeq, a predicted model, not a curated record
AGCUACAUUCCAAAACGUCGUUUCCGAGGAAAAUUUUACUCGAAAUAUAUAGUACACGUAACGUAUCCUAUAUUACAUCGAGUAAAAUUUUCCUCGGAAAGGACGUUUUGGAAUGUAGCCUUGGAAGUCUAUCGCGUGCGUUUCUAAAAUCAUUUUAUUCGCUGCAGUUUGCCAUCUUGCGAUAGAAAAUUGUUCUCCGUUUCCGGAUCUUUUGUUCAGAGGGUCAUAACUUUUUUUUUUCUAAUGAAGUAGAGUUUCAUGUAUGUUUAACGAUAUCCGGGGAAUUCCAUUUCUCUUCUUUUAUACGUGUGCAAUCGAAAGUUCGAGCUCAUUCGAGGGUGUGACUCAGUGUGACUAAAAAACUGCAGGAUUACUAAAAACGACAUUGACGAUUUGGAUCGUUGAUCAUUCGCGAAAAUCCGCUAUUAUUCGUCAGCAUCAAGCAAGUGUUUUCGACACGUAAUACAUUUUGCGAGUUUCGUCCGCAAACUGAAUUUUGCUCUUACUGAACUAAGAGCAAGAUGACGAAGAAAGGAAAAAAGAAGAAGCAGACAGCAGCUGCGUCAACAUCAGAAGAUGGGAAAUUACAACAAACUUUACAACAACAAGCGACACCUGAGUCAACCUCAGUGCAAGCAAUACCAGGUCCAUCGCAACAACAGCAGCAGAAAGUAAUACAGGAUCAAUCACAGCAACAAACAGCAUGUGGUCCACAACAACCAGGACCACCACAGCAGCAAUCCAUACAGCAGGGUCAACCAUCAACAGCAUGGGGUCCGCGACAACCGGGACUACCACAGCAGCAAUCCGUACAGCAAGGUCAACCACCAACAGCACAGGGUUCACGACAACCGGGACCACCACAGCAGCAACCCUUACAGCAGAGUCAACCAUCAACAGCUUGGGGUCCGCGACAACCGGGACCACCACAGCAGCAAUCCGUACAGCAAGGUCAACCACCAACAGCACAAGGUUCACGACAACCGAGACUAUCACAGCAGCAACCCUUACAGCAGGGUCAACCACCAACAGCAUGGGGUCCGCGACAACCGGGACCAUCACAGCAGCAACCCUUACAGCAGGGUCAACCACCAACACCAUUGGGUCCGCGCCAACCGGGACCACGACAGCAGCAACCCUUACAGCAGGGUCAACCACCAACACCAUGGGGUCCGCGACAACCGGGACCAUCACAGCAGCAACCCUUACAGCAGGGUCAACCAUCAACAGCAUGGGGUCCACGCCAACCGGGACCACCACAGCAGCAACCCUUACAGCAGGGUCAACCAUCAACAGCAUGGGGUCCGCGACAACCGGGACCACCACAGCAGCAAUCCGUACAGCAAGGUCAACCACCAACAGCACAGGGUUCACGACAACCGGGACCAUCACAGCAGCAACCCUUACAGCAGAGUCAACCACCAACAGCAUGGGGUCCGCGACAACCGGGACCAUCACAGCAGCAACCCUUACAGCAGGGUCAACCACCAACACCAUGGGGUCCGCGCCAACCGGGACCACCACAGCAGCAACCCUUACAGCAGGGUCAACCAUCAACAGCAUGGGGUUCGCGACAACCGGGACCACCACAGCAGCAACCCUUACAGCAGAGUCAACCAUCAACAGCAUGGGGUCCGCGCCAACCGGGACCACCACAGCAGCAAUCCUUACAGCAGGGUCAACCAUCAACAGCAUGGGGUCCGCGACAACCGGGACCACCACAGCAGCAAUCCGUACAGCAAGGUCAACCACCAACAGCACAGGGUUCACGACAACCGGGACCACCACAGCAGCAACCCUUACAACAGAGUCAACCAUCAACAGCAUGGGGUCCGCGACAACGGGGACCACCACACCAGCAACCCUUACAGCAAGGUCAACCACCAACAGCACGGGGUCCGCAACAACCGGGUCCAUCACAGCAGCAAACUCCAAUUGAUAUUGGUGCUGGAGGUGAUACUCAACAAAUACAGAUAUCUCAGCUUAGCUUGGAAGAUCCAUUUCACUCGCCAAAGAUGGAAAAAGGAAAAAUGUCAUCAACUGAUAUGGUAGCAUAUCAAAGUAUGAUACCAAAGAGACAAGAUCCUACGAAAGCUGGAACAAUGGGGCAAAGAAUCAAGGUGUACACAAAUAUGUUUGAAAUUAUAUUUGCCAAGAACUUCGUAACUAAUGCCGUUCAUUAUGAUGUUACUAUUAAGCCUAUCAAAAGUUCCAAAUCAGAUUCCAAAAAAGACUCUAAAAAACUAGACAAAGCACCAAAACUUCCCAAAGCUUUAUGUAGAAAUAUUUUCGAACAAUGUAGAAACCAACAUUUUGGCAACAGAUAUCCAGCAUAUGAUGGCAAUAAAAAUGCAUAUAGUGCAAAUGACCUUCCUUUUUCUGAUUCUAUGCAAGCUGUUGUCUGUCAUAAAAAUGAAAAUGGACAACAAAAACAAUAUGAAAUUAUUAUAAAUAAGGUAGCUAAUGUUGAUCUUAGCUGGAUAAAAAAUUUGAGACCUGGUCUUGCAGAAAAUAGAGAACAAACUGCUAUGCAAGUCUUGGAUAUUAUCAUGCGUCAUGCACCGGAAUCACGAUUUACUAACGUUGGAAGAUCAUUUUUUUGGGAUGUAAAUGAAAGAGAACUCUUAGGUGGUGGCUUAGCUUUAUCACGCGGUGGAUUUAUGGCUGGUGUACUUGGCUGGCAACCGUAUCUGAAUGUAGAUGUUUCCCAUAAAGGAUUUACUAUACGUCAGAAAGUACUCACAUAUAUAACUGAAGUUGUAAAUCAAGGAAGAUACCGUGAUCCAAUCAGGGAAGAUAAUCUCACUUAUAACGAUCUGGCGUGGAAUAAGACUAAAAUACAAAGUUUUUUGAGGGGUUUAAAAGUUAUUUACGAAAUACCUAACUCUCCGACUUCGAAGCGGACAUAUCGUGUAGUUGAAUUAUAUGAUGAGACUAGUGACUCGCAUAAAUUCACGGAUUCCGAAGGUAGAGAAUGCUCGAUAACGGAAUACUUUUGGCAGUAUAAAAAAUACAAGAUAUGUAGGACUAAUUUGCAUACUCUUCAUGUGGGCGUGAAUGCUAGAGGAGGCAAAGUUUUGCUGCCUUUAGAAUUAUGUACUAUUAUGCCUGGUCAGGCUUAUAAUAAAAAACUGGAUGAAACACAAACUACAAACAUGAUCAAAAGAGCAGCAACAGAUGCAUUUACUCGUAAAGACAGAAUAGCAAAAGCGUUUGAAACAAUCAAUGUGAACAGAAGUCCCGUAAUGGAAAAGGAAUUCCAUCUGUCUGUCAGUGCUCAAAUGAAACAGGUAGAUGCCAGAAUUUUAGCUGCUCCACAAUUGAAAUAUGCAGGUGGAACGGCGAAUGUAGCUAAAGGAGUAUGGCGCUUGCAGCCAUUUAAUCAAGCAAAAAACUUAGAGACCAACUCGUGGACUAUUCUUGAUUUGAGUGGGAAAUCAAAAAUUGACGAUUUUAUACAGGCAUUUGUGAAAAUGUUACAGAGCAAUGCAAGAGAAGUAGGUAUGAAUAUUGAUCUUCCUCUAAAACCAUUUAAAAGUUUUCGCACAGAGAGAGAUUUGAAAUAUAUUACAGAAUUUUUUAAUAAAAAUAAAAAUUUAAAAUUGAUAAUAGUUAUCAUACCAAAUCGUACAGACAUAACAUAUGGCAACGUAAAAAAAAUUACUGAAAUGGAAGUAGGCGUUUUAACACAGUGCGUAAAGAUUGGAACCGUGGAAAGAGUCAAUCAUUCGACAGCAAAGAAUAUUUUGUUAAAAAUAAACUCAAAACUGAAUGGUGUCAAUCAUACAUUGAAUAUAAUGCCAAUGUGUCUACAAAGUCCUUGUAUGCUUAUUGGUGCUGAUGUAACCCAUCCAUCUCCCGAUUCUAAAGAUACACCAUCUAUCGCGGCAGUUGCUGCAAGUAGAAAUCCUCAAGCUUUUCAGUACAAUGUUGCACUUAGACUUCAACCACCCAAAGAAGAAAUGAUUUUGGAUCUUGAAGAAAUAAUACUUUCACAACUUUGUACCUAUCGAGAGGAAACAAAAUCUGAACCGAAGAAAGUCAUCUAUUACCGAGAUGGAGUUAGUGAAGGGCAACUUCCACAAGUUAUGUAUCACGAAAUAAAUGCCAUAAAAAAAGCGAUAUAUAGAUUUACAAAAGGUCAAAGGAAUAUUGAAGUCACUUGCUUGGUCGUCCAAAAGAGACAUCAUGUGCGUCUCUUCCCAACAGAUAAGAGAGAGUCAGAUGACAGAAAUUUUAACGUGAGAGCGGGCACAAUUGUGGAUACAAAUAUUACUCAUCCAGAUCACAUUGAUUUUUAUCUCGUAUCACAUGCAAGCAUUCAGGGUACCGCAAGACCUACAAAGUACAGAUGCAUAUGUAAUGAAUCUAACUUCAACGAAGAUCAGCUUGAAGAAUUGACUUAUUAUCUUUGCCAUAUGUAUGCUCGCUGUACAAGAUCUGUAAGCUAUCCGGCGCCAACUUAUUAUGCUCAUUUAGCAGCUUAUCGCGGAAGAGCUUUGUUACAAGGGAUCAAAAACUUUAAAUUGGAUAACUUGGAAAGGGAGCAGAGAAAUUUCAUGACAAUGAAGAUGGCAGGAUCACCGAUGUAUUUCGUUUAAGGAUAGAUAUUCAUGAUUUCAAGAAUGUUGAAGAAUAUUUGUCAAUACACAUACUAUAACUUGAGAGCAACUUAUUUCCGAAUUUAGAUUUAUACAAUUUUUUUUUAAUUUUUAAAUUCCUAAUUAUUUCCCGCAUAAUUGAUCUUUAUUUUUAGAGUAUUCUGUAUGUAUGUAUGUAUGUAUUAUGUAAAAUAUAUAUACACAGAUUUCUUUAAAUUAAAAUAAUUAAAUAAAGCAUAUAUUUUUUUGUUUUUAAUAAAUUUUAUCAAAUCUAAAGAAAUGUGUAUAAACUUUGAAACAUGCUUUGGAAUAGUCGAACAAAACUGUUUAUUAAAUUUAAAGAAACUGUGUGUAUAUAUAUAUUUUACAUAAUACAUAUAUUUCACACACACACGCGCGCGCGCGCGCGCGCAGAAUACUCUAAAAACUGUUUAUUAAAUCUAAAGAAUUCUUUCUCUGUGCGCACGCACGCACGCACGCACCACGCGCGCGCGCACACACACGCGCGCGCGCACACACACGCACACACACACAAAACUACGUAAGUAAUUAUACAGUCAAUGUUCUUUAUUUCUGGCGAUUUCAUACUCGAAAAUAUAUGGUAGCAUAUGGGAAAAAUUUACAUUUCAAGAAAAAUUUAAGACUACUGAAAAAUGUAAUUGCGUGAAUAUGCAAUAAUUUAUAUCUAUAAUAAAAUUCUUAAAAUAUCUAUUGCGAAUAAAAAUGUGAUCACAAAUAUGUAAAUUAUAAUCCGCAAAUAAAGAACGUCGACUGUAGUUAUCAUUUAAAAAAGUUUAAGAAAAGGUAAUAUAAUUAUAUAUAUAAAUAAAAUAUACCCAUACAUAUGCUUUAUAUAUACAUACAUAUAUAUAUUUCACAUAUGAAAUAAAUAGGCUAAACAAGUUUUAUGAAUUAUGAUUUGUUUUUAAUCAUCUAUAAAAGUUGUUUAGAUAUCUAAACGCACGAGAGAGCGUACAUACUGCAUAUAUUACAUAUAAUAUAUAAUACUGAUUGUUUUUGAACGUCCUAAUAUUAACGUUCAGAAGUUUGAUUCUCAUCUGCGUUUUUACACAUAUUUAUAUAUGUAUUUUAUAAGAAUUAUAAAAUUAAAAUAUGCCUAUAUGUUAUAUCUAAUUAUAUGUAUAUGUAUAUAAGAAUUACUUUUUAAGAUUAUGUAUUGAAUUCUGUUGAAAGGAAUUAAAUAAAUGGGAUUUAUACGUUA